AAUGGUAUAAAUAUUAGCGCAUCUCGGUCCAGCGGCCACUCGCAGUUCUACAGCGAAAGUGUUGAUUUAGGUUUCUAGUUGUCUUUUCCUUUGACGUAAAACAAAUACUAUACAAGAUGUGUGACGAUGAAGUUGCCGCAUUGGUCGUUGAUAACGGCUCGGGAAUGUGCAAGGCUGGUUUCGCUGGAGAUGAUGCCCCCCGCGCUGUCUUCCCCUCGAUUGUGGGUCGUCCACGCCAUCAGGGUGUGAUGGUGGGCAUGGGACAGAAGGACUCCUAUGUGGGCGAUGAGGCCCAGUCCAAGAGAGGUAUCCUCACCCUGAAGUACCCCAUCGAGCACGGCAUCAUCACCAACUGGGACGACAUGGAGAAGAUCUGGCAUCACACUUUCUACAAUGAGCUGCGCGUCGCCCCCGAGGAACACCCAGUUCUGCUGACCGAGGCUCCAUUGAAUCCCAAGGCCAAUCGCGAGAAGAUGACCCAAAUCAUGUUUGAGACCUUCAACGCCCCCGCAAUGUAUGUCGCCAUCCAGGCCGUGCUCUCACUGUACGCCUCCGGCCGUACCACUGGUAUCGUGCUUGACUCCGGCGAUGGUGUCUCCCACACCGUGCCCAUCUAUGAGGGUUAUGCCCUGCCACACGCCAUCCUUCGUCUGGAUCUGGCUGGUCGUGACUUGACCGACUACCUGAUGAAGAUCCUCACAGAGCGUGGAUACUCGUUCACCACCACCGCUGAGCGUGAGAUCGUUCGCGACAUCAAGGAGAAGCUCUGCUACGUUGCCCUAGACUUCGAGCAGGAGAUGGCCACCGCCGCCGCCUCCACCUCUCUGGAGAAGUCGUACGAGCUUCCCGACGGACAGGUCAUCACCAUCGGAAACGAGCGCUUCCGUUGCCCCGAGUCCCUCUUCCAGCCUUCCUUCCUGGGCAUGGAGUCGUGCGGCAUCCACGAGACCGUCUACAAUUCCAUCAUGAAGUGCGACGUGGAUAUCCGCAAGGAUCUGUACGCCAACAUCGUCAUGUCUGGAGGCACCACCAUGUACCCCGGUAUCGCUGAUCGCAUGCAAAAGGAGAUCACAGCACUCGCGCCCUCAACCAUCAAGAUCAAGAUCAUCGCCCCACCUGAGCGCAAAUACUCCGUCUGGAUCGGUGGCUCCAUCCUGGCCUCCCUGUCCACCUUCCAGCAGAUGUGGAUCUCAAAGCAGGAGUACGACGAGUCCGGUCCCGGCAUUGUCCACCGCAAGUGCUUCUAAGCAGCAGCAGCAGCAGCAGCACCAGCCGCAGCCUCCACCACCCACACCACACCACACACCAACACGAACACACAAUAAUACAGCAACAACG
Messenger RNA from Drosophila miranda, 1338 nucleotides. RefSeq names its product actin-87E. Gene Ontology annotation, biological process: mitotic cytokinesis. NCBI's taxonomy places the organism in Eukaryota, Metazoa, Arthropoda, Insecta, Diptera, Drosophilidae. Bases 117 to 1247 code for a protein of 376 amino acids. The transcript is spliced from 2 exons. The record is from RefSeq and is a predicted model, not a curated record.